Molecule: messenger RNA, 4128 nt
Organism: Danio aesculapii
Lineage: Eukaryota; Metazoa; Chordata; Actinopteri; Cypriniformes; Danionidae
Gene: xkr4
Product: XK related 4
Exons: 3
Coding region: 74-1912 (612 amino acids)
Biological process (GO): phosphatidylserine exposure on apoptotic cell surface; engulfment of apoptotic cell; apoptotic process involved in development
Cellular component (GO): plasma membrane
Source: RefSeq, a predicted model, not a curated record
AGUGUCUCUUCGCCUGGAAUAGAGAGAAGCCGAGGAGAAGACGCGAAAACGGUGGGAAGACAAAGCUGCUACAAUGGCCGCAAAAUCCGACGGGGUGCUAAAGAUGAAGAAGAGCGAUGUAGCAUUCACGCCUUUGCAGAAUUCGGAUCACUCAGGUUCGGUUCAAGGGCUCGCUCCGGGAUCGCAGCCGGAUUCUGGAACCGGAGAGGCGGACUUCGUCAACGGGGAGUCGCGGUGCUGUGGCUCAAAUUCGACAUGUCUCCGCCUCGGCAGGGAGCAGCAGAAAUACACGGUCUGGGACUGUCUGUGGAUCCUCGCCGCAGUGGCGGUUUAUUUCGCGGAUGUGGGCACUGAUGUUUGGCUUUCUGUCGACUAUUACCUCCGCCGCGACUACUGGUGGUUCGGGCUAACGCUGUUUUUCGUGGUGCUCGGCUCGUUCUCGGUGCAGGUCUUCAGUUUCCGAUGGUUCGUCCAUGAUUUCAGCACCGAGGAGAGCUCCGGUGGCGGCGGAGGAACGGCGAGCUGCUCUCAUAUGGACGGGAAGCUCCUCAGCAGCUCCGCUUCGCACGGAGACGUUGGAGCCCACCCGUCCACGCCUCAAAGACAGGCGUCCACGGCGAGCAAGAGCAACACCACGAGCAACAGCAGCAACAGCGCUACCGCAGCCCGGACUAGUAAGACACGCUCAGCGUCCUGUUCCCUCUGUAUCUGGCUCUUGCAGUCCGUCAUUCACAUCCUACAGCUCGGACAAAUCUGGAGGUACUUCCACACCAUCUACCUGGGCAUCAGGAGCAGGCAGAGUGGAGAGAAUGACCGCUGGAGGUUUUACUGGAGGAUGGUGUAUGAGUAUGCAGACGUCAGCAUGCUCCACCUGCUGGCCACGUUCCUGGAGAGCGCACCGCAGCUCGUGCUCCAGCUCUGCAUCAUUAUACAGACACACAAGCUCCAGGCUGUGCAAGGGAUGACAGCGGCUGCUUCUCUGGUGUCCCUGGCCUGGGCUCUAGCCUCCUACCAGAAGGCCUUGCGUGAUUCCCGUGAUGACAAGAAGCCUGUCAGCUACCUAGCCGUCAUCAUCCAGUUCUGCUGGCACUUCUUCACUAUCGCCGCUCGUGUGGUGACCUUUGCUCUCUUCGCCUCCGUGUUCCAGCUCUACUUCGGCAUUUUCAUUGUGCUGCACUGGUGCAUCAUGACCUUCUGGAUUGUACACUGCGAGACCGAAUUCUGCAUCACCAAGUGGGAGGAGAUCGUCUUUGACAUGGUGGUGGGCAUCAUCUACAUCUUCAGCUGGUUUAAUGUAAAGGAAGGACGCACCCGAUGCCGUCUCUUCAUCUACUACUUCAUGAUCCUGUUGGAAAACACAGCUUUGAGUGCCCUUUGGUACCUUUAUCGAUCGCCGCCCAGCACGGAUGCCUUCGCCGUGCCUGCCCUGUGCGUCAUCUUCUCCAGCUUCUUCACUGGCAUCGUCUUCAUGCUCAUGUAUUAUGCUUUCUUCCAUCCUAACGGGCCACGUUUUGGUCGCUCAGCCAGUUUGGUCCAGCUUGAGGACCCCACUGCUACCUUCACGCUACCCCCUGAAGGUGCCACCAACUCCCUGCGCUCUAACCGCGGAGGAACAUUAGCCAGGGACGCUGACCGCGAGGCCAAGUACAGUGAGCGGGACGGCUGCGUGCCCGUCUUUCAGGUGCGUCCCACCGCACCAUCCACUCCGUCGUCCCGUGCCCCACGCCUGGAGGAGACAGUCAUCAAAAUAGACUUGUGCAGGAACCGCUAUCCUGCCUGGGAGAGGCACGUGCUAGACAGGAGUAUACGUAAAGCCAUUUUGGCCAUUGACUCGUCUCCAACCCCGCCGCGUCUCCAAUAUAAAGACGACACGCUGGUUCAAGAGCGCCUGGAGUACGAGACCACAUUGUAGCCUGCGCUGUGGAAACACACGAACAUAAACAUAUAACUGUCCACUUGAAUAAACAGCAGGACUGUGGCAAUAACGUUCCUAGCGUACAUAGCAUCUAAGCCAUGAUGUUGAUUGUCAUGGACAAACGAAUAUAGGCACAACGUGUUUGUGGACAAAUGAAAUAAUCGAUCUUUUUUAUGCCGUUCUCUCGUUGCAUUUUAUUUUUUAUUACUUCUGUCUUAUCAGGGAAUAUCUGGGUUUCUACAAGUCAUUGCACUGGCUGAAAUAGACCAUUGUUAACCCCUCAGUCCUCCUCAGUGUUGUACAGACCUCCAUUCCCAGAGUCAAUCGACCUUGGGCUGAUGUCUCCAAACUGCGAGUGGACAUCCGGAAAACUUCAUAGUUUAUCUCUUGCUGUUACUGCAAAACAAAGGCCUUUACCUUUGAAAUCAAGCAUCCAAUGCACACAAAUGACAUUCAAACCAACCGACUACCCGAUGCACUGGACAAACAGUGGUCCAAAUAACACAUUGAUGGUACAAGCAUUCGAAAACAUUGCUGAUUAGACUCGAGAUGUCCUUGUUUAGGGUGCUGUAACCUAUUAGUAGUGUUUCAUCAGCAAUUCUGUACCAGUGCCAAAUGCUCCUCUCAAAACUGAUUCCAUGGUGAACUGUGGCUUGACCACAAACUGUAUAUAUAUAAACAGGGCAGCAUUUCAACCAUCUACUUGAAUACUGUACAAAGAACAAAAAAAAGACAAGAAACGAAAGUAUGUCAAUCAUCACAAGAGUCCAGACCACUUGGGAUGACAAAACGGGGAGAUCACACGCUGGUUUUCUUCUUCGGGAGAACACAAUAGGCCAAGAAAACACUUCCUGGCAGCUCCCUUUGACGAUCCGGCCUCAUUCACCUCACCUCUGUGGGUUGACAAGGAUCUGUUUGGUUCACGGCAAAGUGGACCACCACAAUUCACAGUGUUCGCCAAACUGUGCUUGACAGAACCUGGAUGCGCUUCAUCUUUUAGGUUAAAGAUACAGUGUUCCUCUAGGCUGGGUCAGGUUCUGGUGUGGUCUGUAUUGUUUAUGCGCACAUUUAAACGAUAAAACAAUAACCUUGCGUUGCAACAUGGCCGGAAAGCAGCCGAAACGUACUGUUCCAAACUCUGCAGUGCAAGCAAGACUCAAUUGCCAACUCGCGGUGUGCAAAUCCAAGUGUCAAGGAGACGUAGUUUGCGAAUGACACUCUGAAUGACACCGCAGGCCCUAUCAUUCAACAAAUUGCAUCUGCCUAAAAGAACACUGUAUCUUUAAGUCUGCCAAAAGCAUCCUUUAUAUAUGAAAGUGUUGGAGUUUUAAACUUUCCGUUCAGUUGCAAGUGCUUCUUUGUGUCUUUAUGUCGAAUAUCCAAAGGCAUUUAUGGGGACACGGAGGCAAAGGCAGAGAAAUGAAAAAAAGAUAGAAAACAAGCACAACACUGGUCAAGGGAAGAAGUCUCAGCACAAUGAUGGAUUACUUCGGUUGUUGAGAAAAGGCGACAGAAUCUAGAUGUGCCUGUUGUGGAUGCUUUGCGAUUUUUGAAAGUGUGGGAUAAAAUGUUGUUCUUCGUGUUCAUCAUUUUUUAUACUCCAUUUUCUUUUGGUUUUCGGUGGAUUUAAAAUGUGUCUUACGAAGUAGUUUCUUUCAAGGUGCGGAUUCAUUUGCAUAAUGCCAUUUGUAACGUCCUCCCAUCAGUGGCGAAUGAACUGAAAGCGUAGUUGUUUUAGACCGCGGUGAUCUGCAAUGCUUGCAGACGAACUGCUUAAUUGUGUUGCAAAUAAACAAAAAAAGAGAAUUAAAAAAAAAAAGAAGAGAAAAAGAUUAAGAUGAGAUUGUAUGAAUCUAUAACAAGUACCACAGUGAAACGUAGACCUGUAUAUUUUAGCUAUUUUGCUACUUUCCUAUCGUCAGCAUUUUUUCCCCAACGUGUCUUAAGCUUUCAUUUCUCUGUUUGAUGGAUGAUGAUGAUACUUUGUCUCUUGGCAAAAUUUCCAAACAGCCCCUCUAAAAGAGUCCCCUGUAGUCAGAGCACAAAAACACUUGUGUUAGCACACUAAUUAGAUCAUUUUCAGGUCUAAAUUGCUGCACCAACUGCACAAGACCAUUUUUGAAGAAAGAUGAGUGAUAUAUUGCGCACUUCUGUAAUGUUGCGCAUACAUGAUUUUCCCAAGCAUCAUACAUAUUUUUUAGCUUUCCAUUAUA